AUGAGUAAUGAGAUUGUCCAGCCGACCGAACAGACCCUGAACCGAUCAACGUCAACGGAAGGCACGAAGAGCAAGCCUCCUGCCUUGGAUACCUCUGGGUUUACCAACACGCCGCAGCCUCCAAGCUCCUCGACCCAAACUACUGCGCAAGGCACAACCAGCACCGAAUACUCCGAGACGCCAGUGUUAGCCGAUUCGCAGAACGAGAAAGACUAUCUACGAGUCGCCGACGAGGCACCAGAGGUUCCCAAGAAGAAUCGCGGCCUGCUUCACGUCCCAUCAAGAUCAUCAUCCCAUAAGAUACAACCAUCCCCAACAUCUACGGGGCUUAGCGGAGUGACUGCGACCGAUCCUGAAGAAAGCAUUGGGGGGCGAUCCAAGAGCUCAAAUCGAAGUGGUCGGAGGCGGCAUGGGAGUACGAGCAGUAGCAAAAUGUCAACAACGCAGGAUCCUUCUACUGGUCCAACCGGAAACAACACAUCAAACUCCAAUGCCACGAUUAAUCGCCAACCAAAAAAGAAAAACGGUAUCUUUUCGUUUCUAAGCUGCUGCACGGCACCACAAGACGCAAACACGGUGGAUGCAAGCGGGCCUCUUGCCGCAAAUAAGAUUACGAAGGUACCUUCAGGUCGUCCUACGACAGCAAGCAGACCUGAACAGCCAACUGCAAACCAGCAACACAAUUCUGCGGCGCAAACUGAGACCGAAAAGGAAGCACUUAAAAGGGAAGAGCCCAGGAUAGAAGGCAAUGGGGUCAAGAUUGCCGAACCGGCUAGAGAUGCAUCUGUCGCGCUGCCUAUUCCCGCUGUGAACAGUAACCCGAAUCAAUCAGCGACACGUGAUCAACCAUUGCCAGACCUGCCACAAGAGACGGAGUCUUCAAGAGGGCCAGCAUUGGGAUCAUCGCAUCCAGAACCCACUAAUGAGACUUCUGCCACUGGGAUCGCAGUUCAGCCAGCCAGGCCCCAAAUUACAUCAGAUGCUUCCGGAGAUGAGAAGGACCCAGAAGGAGACGUGAAGAUGGGCGAUUCUGAGCAAGCACAGAAUGAUAAGGAGGAGACAGCUAUUCCUAUCCCAAAAAGAAGCGAAUCUACCAAACAACAACAAGCGCUUCCUCCCCCGCCUCCUGUUCCGCAGCAGCCUCCUUCAAGUGACGAGUCGGCCCCGGAUGCGACGGAACAGAAGCAGCAAUGGCUUCUUCCGCCAAUCGCUCCGAGAUUUCAAGGGAAGAAGUGUCUAGUCCUAGAUCUUGACGAGACAUUAGUGCACAGUAGUUUCAAGAUCCUUCACCAAGCUGAUUUCACAAUUCCUGUCGAGAUCGAAGGUCAAUAUCACAACGUUUAUGUGAUAAAACGACCUGGUGUGGAUCAAUUCAUGAAGCGGGUCGGGGAGCUUUAUGAAGUGGUCGUUUUCACAGCUUCUGUUUCAAAGUAUGGCGAUCCUCUUUUAGAUCAAUUGGAUAUUCACAACGUGGUACACCACCGCCUAUUCAGAGAGAGUUGUUACAACCACCAAGGGAAUUACGUCAAGGAUUUGUCCCAGGUUGGUCGCGAUCUUCGGGAAACUAUCAUCAUCGAUAACUCUCCAACGUCUUAUAUUUUCCAUCCACAACAUGCUGUACCCAUCAGCAGUUGGUUUUCUGAUGCUCACGACAACGAGCUCCUCGACCUAAUUCCAGUCCUCGAAGAUUUAGCCGGCUCGCAGGUCCGAGACUCUUCACCACGCGCUUCUUCCCCCGUAAACUCCCCAGCAGUGGGUUCCUCGAGCGGCCGUCCUUCAUCUCCUACACCACCAGGUGGACCUAAGACUGCGAUCCGAAGACGAGCUGCGGCAGAUCAGAAGGACAAGGUUGCAAAUGCGCGACCAAGCUCUACCAGAGCGGCUGGCGCUGGAGGAAGCAGCAGCACUAUGUUGAAACUCUACACCGACGAGUCUCCAGGAUUGAAGGUUGACCCAGUUGUUGUUCUUGUUCUUUCUAUUGUCUUCAUCUUCAGUGUUGUAGCAUUGCAUAUCAUUGCCAAGGUUACCAGAAAAUUCUCCAGCUAG
Glarea lozoyensis ATCC 20868 is the source of this 2046-nucleotide messenger RNA. RefSeq names its product HAD-like protein. Gene Ontology annotation, molecular function: phosphoprotein phosphatase activity. The record is from RefSeq and is a predicted model, not a curated record. NCBI's taxonomy places the organism in Eukaryota, Fungi, Ascomycota, Leotiomycetes, Helotiales, Helotiaceae. Gene Ontology annotation, cellular component: plasma membrane. The transcript is spliced from 7 exons. Bases 1 to 2046 code for a protein of 681 amino acids.